Messenger RNA from Podospora pseudocomata, 510 nucleotides. RefSeq lists its product as uncharacterized. The record is from RefSeq and is a predicted model, not a curated record. NCBI's taxonomy places the organism in Eukaryota, Fungi, Ascomycota, Sordariomycetes, Sordariales, Podosporaceae. The transcript has a single exon. Bases 1 to 510 code for a protein of 169 amino acids.
AUGGAUUCCGUCCGCUGUUCACACAAAGAACUUCCUCCCUACCUCUACCGGAUACAGGGAAGGACAACCGAAACACAAUAUAACCAAUCCGGCGGUCUCGAAGCUAGGGACACCACGACACUAUUUGGGAGGACAUCAGGCCAGGACAAAUUCAGCGAAGCUGUCUACAACCAAUUUGACUGGUAUCUCGGAGGCCGCACUCAAUUCAUCUCUUUCUUUUCAAGCAAAAUCCAUGCAAUCUGUUGGGGGCGUAAACUCAAGAAAUGGGGACGAAGAAGCCACAGUGAUGAUGACUGGAGCAUCCUCACCAUCGACACAUCUUGCCUCGAAAACACGUACGUGUUCAAGCUCAGCACAGUGAUUGAUGAGUUGGGGGUACAAAUCCCGCAAAAGGCAGGGGAUGCCCAUAAGGAUGAUGCAUAUUUCUGCCUGUACAGAGUGCCACCUUGUGCGAUAGUCAGCAAGAAGACGGGAAGCGAACUCGACCCGUCCGACAGUAUAGGUAGGUAA